This is a messenger RNA of Dioszegia hungarica, 1215 nucleotides long. RefSeq lists its product as uncharacterized. The record is from RefSeq and is a predicted model, not a curated record. The transcript has a single exon. NCBI's taxonomy places the organism in Eukaryota, Fungi, Basidiomycota, Tremellomycetes, Tremellales, Bulleribasidiaceae. The coding region runs from base 1 to 1215 and encodes 404 amino acids.
AUGCCUCCGUCACGAUCCUCAAACAAGAAAGCUCAGGCCGCGUUGAGCCGACAACUCCGCCUCCAAAUCCCCGAGGAAACUACCUUCUUCUGCAAGUCUGACAAUCCACAGGCGGCAUGUAGUAGCCUGUGUAAAACAUUAACCGGGCUGAGGGGAAGCAUCCGGCGCUAUCGAGGAUCCCCUAGGGCCAGGGCGUCAGAAGCCGAGACCGAGAGGUUCCUGUUGGAGACUGAAGCACCCCUUGGAACAUUGAGCAAUCUCUUGACUUGGCGAACGAAAUGCCAGGCCGACCACAAAAUCCUCCCGACACAGAUCACUGCCCGAUUUACCACGCCAACGUCAGAAGAGAAGAACCCGGACGCCAUACAGUGGGAGCUCAUCAAGGCCAACGAAUGCUACAUCCUAAAGAAGGGAGGCACCGAAUACGACUUUGAUCCUCCUUGUCUCGCCACCUUGCAGGCAGGGCAGUCCAUCACGAACUCGGUCGUGAAACACCUACCGCAGACCUCGACGACAAAGUGGUAUGAUCCGGCCACAUCCGUCCUGUCGACUGCUUGGGACUACAGCCAGACCUACAACCCCCUGGUCGUUGCUGGAUCCUUAGGUUUACUCCUACUUGGGCCAGACACAACCUUCAACACCAAGGUGCUCGCUUCUGCAGGCUUGUUUUCGACCUUGGGCCGGAAGACGACGAUGGCGGUCAAAGAAUCUGUGCAGUCAUCAUUGGCCCGGCGUGCAGAUCCGGAAGAUCACUCCAAAUGGCUAUACGCCAAGCACACGAUCGGAGAGGCCAAUGAGGGAACUCUCAUGGGCGAUCUCGUGUCCGCUCUCCUGUACCAAGAGGAUCCGGAGCACUGGAACUUACCGCCUAGAAACGAGGCGACGAUUGAUCUGUUCGAGAUAGGCGAGGCGAGUGAUUUUGUCAAGAAAACCAGGGAGGCGCAGGAUGAGCGGGUGAAGGUACGAGAGCAAGCAGAGAAGGAGAAGGCCGAGAGAAAGGAGAGGCGCGAGGACAGGGAAGCGGAUCUGAAGCUCGAGGCGAAGCUGUCAGGCUCAUCGUGGUUGCCCUGGCAUUGGGGUUCAAGAAACUCCCAACAAAGUCGAUCGUGGAGGUCCCCUCAUUCCUCCAGUCAACAACAACCGCCACGCGCACUGCAGCCGCCCAGAGAACAUGUCGAGCUCACUUACAAUGGCUUUGCGCCUCGCACCGGAUGA